UUGAGUACAAAAGUUUGAUAUUUUAUUGCUCCUGUAGUAGAUUUUUUUUACUGUACAGCGUGUUAUGUGGAUUUUAAUACAAAAUGAAUGUAUGUUUUUCUGAAGCAGUAAAAUGUUUAGGUUGAAGAGGAGUGAAGGAAUGACUGAAUAUAAGCUGGUGGUGGUGGGCGCUGGAGGUGUGGGCAAGAGCGCUCUCACCAUCCAACUCAUCCAGAACCACUUUGUGGACGAAUACGACCCCACCAUAGAGGACUCGUACAGGAAGCAGGUGGUGAUUGACGGAGAGACGUGUCUCCUGGACAUCUUGGACACUGCAGGUCAGGAGGAGUACAGCGCCAUGAGGGACCAGUACAUGAGGACAGGAGAGGGCUUCCUCUGUGUCUUCGCCAUCAAUAACACCAAGUCCUUUGAGGACAUUCAUCAGUACAGGGAGCAGAUCAAGCGGGUGAAGGACUCGGAUGACGUGCCCAUGGUGCUGGUGGGUAACAAGUGUGACCUCCCGACCCGGACGGUGGACACACGGCAAGCACAGGAGCUCGCCCGCAGCUACGGGAUCCCCUUCAUCGAGACCUCAGCCAAAACACGACAGGGUGUGGAGGAUGCGUUUUACACGCUGGUGCGAGAGAUCCGUCAGCACAAGAUGAGGAAGCUGAACCCGCCGGACGAGAGCGGACAGGACUGCAUGAGCUGCCGCUGCGUCGUGUCGUGAUACAGUGAAAUAUGACGCAUAUCUUCACCUUCCCGUUUUGUGUUACUCAGCUGACGGCGUGUCGGGAGAAGUUUACCCAUGGUCCCGUGCGGUAGACUGGACCAGAGAGGGAGGUAACGAACAUUAGCGACGGGACGGUGUCCCCGUCUGCCUGAUGAACAGCACUAAUGACUGAGCCGUUCUCCUCUUGAUUGGUGACCCCAGUCUGCUAGCGCUGGGCUCCUCCGAGGAUUUCUGCUCAAUUAUUGUUCUUGAAGUCUCAACACUGGCCUGAAGCGGACUCUGCUCGUCACAUGACACACACCUUCCUCAGCUCUGACUGGACACUAGUGACCUCAUCCCACGACCCCCGUCCCGCCGCAGCCGCACCUCACCAGAAACACACACAUAUAUACAUACACAUAUAUGUGUUCACGUCUGUAGAAAUAAUCAGGAGGAGUGUUUUAACAGUG
Messenger RNA from Carassius carassius (crucian carp), 1161 nucleotides. RefSeq names its product GTPase HRas-like. Gene Ontology annotation, molecular function: GDP binding; GTPase activity; GTP binding. The transcript is spliced from 6 exons. Gene Ontology annotation, biological process: Ras protein signal transduction. The coding region runs from base 113 to 709 and encodes 198 amino acids. NCBI's taxonomy places the organism in Eukaryota, Metazoa, Chordata, Actinopteri, Cypriniformes, Cyprinidae. Gene Ontology annotation, cellular component: plasma membrane. The record is from RefSeq and is a predicted model, not a curated record.